Oenanthe melanoleuca is the source of this 627-nucleotide messenger RNA. RefSeq names its product variable charge X-linked (gene VCX). Lineage: Eukaryota; Metazoa; Chordata; Aves; Passeriformes; Muscicapidae. The transcript is spliced from 2 exons. The coding region runs from base 1 to 627 and encodes 208 amino acids. The record is from RefSeq and is a predicted model, not a curated record.
AUGGCUGCUCGCGGCGCUCUGCGCCCGCCGGAGCCGCGGCCGGGCGGGGCUGCGGCGCGGGGCGGGGCGGCGAGCGGCGCCUCUCGCGAGGGAGCGGCGCUGAGGGGAGCCGCGCGGCGCUCCCGUGCGCUGCUAACGCUGGCGCGUACCGGGAAGCGGGCGGUGAGGGCGCUGGGCGUGCCCCGGGUGCUGGGAGCGGCUUUGUUCGGCGGAACGCGGCGGGAGCAGCGCGCUAGGGCUCCGGAGCUGCGGGCAGCGCCCAGCCCAGCCCAGCCCUGCUGCUCGGAGCCCCGCCGCUCCGAGCCCCUCAGCGCCCAGCCCCGCCGCUCCGAGCCCCUCAGCGCCCAGCUCCGCAGCUCCGAGCUCCGCCGCUCCGAGCCCCUCAGCGCCCAGCCCCGCAGCUCCGAGCUCCGCCGCUCCGAGCCCCUCAGCGCCCAGCUCCGCAGCUCCGAGCUCCGCCGCUCCGAGCCCCUCAGCGCCCAGCCCCGCAGCUCCGAGCUCCGCCGCUCCGAGCCCCUCAGCGCCCAGCUCCGCAGCUCCGGCCGCAGGCCAGGGCCCCCGCGCUCCUCCGUGCGGGAGGUGGCCUUCGCACCCUCGUACAAGCCUGGGCGUGAAACUGUGCAAUGA